Molecule: messenger RNA, 566 nt
Organism: Paramecium pentaurelia
Lineage: Eukaryota; Ciliophora; Oligohymenophorea; Peniculida; Parameciidae
Source: the annotation of a GenBank genome assembly
UAAUGAAUUCUCCUAGAGCAGAAACUCUGGAUUUAGAAUUAAGUGACACUAUCAAUAAGAUCUAUAAUGGUUGUUAGAAGAUCAAUGAUAAACAUCUGAAAAUAAGGAUAUUGUAAUGGUUAGAUAAAGUGAGAACACCAACACACAAUUUUAUUUGGAAAUAGAAUUCUUUAUUUUAUGCUCGUGUUUUAUUAGAAAUGACUUUAGAAAAAUAAUUAGAUAAACCUUUUAGAGGUGUACCUCCAGAUGGUCCAUUACCUAGAUUAGAUAAAUUUGAUGUUGUAAAUGAUUUUUGAUUUAAUUAUAAGCCUCAAUAAGUUUGGUAGAAACUCAAAUAGUUUUAGUAACCUUAAUCUCCUAGAAAACCAUUGGGAAUGAUUUUAAAUAGAAAUAUGACUCCAAAAUUAAAGACUGAACCUUGUUCAUACAAAUGCAAUAAAUUUCAUAAUAGUCAGAAAUCUCAAAAAUGGGAUUAAAUCAAAGAGACUUUAGAAGGAGCUAAUAAAAAUAUGCAAGAAUUUAAAGAAUUUUUAGAAAAUUUAUAAACUUAAAAACUAUCUCUUUGA